This is a messenger RNA of Hippoglossus stenolepis (Pacific halibut), 5065 nucleotides long. RefSeq names its product sorting nexin 17 (gene snx17). Gene Ontology annotation, cellular component: early endosome. Gene Ontology annotation, biological process: intracellular protein transport; signal transduction. Lineage: Eukaryota; Metazoa; Chordata; Actinopteri; Pleuronectiformes; Pleuronectidae. Gene Ontology annotation, molecular function: phosphatidylinositol binding. The coding region runs from base 756 to 2174 and encodes 472 amino acids. The transcript has 15 exons. The record is from RefSeq and is a predicted model, not a curated record.
UCACAUUCAGGGAAUCACAGGAGGACGUGACGCCGCGGCUCCAUCUGCUGCUCUCUCCCCCCUCCCGGUCCGCUCACUGCUUCCUGGCUCUCAGUCUGUCUCUCCUCGGGCUCUUUCUCCAGCUCAUGAAGGAGGAAGAGAAAAACAAGCACGAAGAGAAUCCACAACAAGUGCAGCCGCCCCCCCCUUCUCAUGUGCGGAAAGGUUUCUCCAGGCAGCGGCUCUGCGACGGUGUGUGUUUGUGUGUGAGUGUGUGUGUGAGGGGUUUUGCAGGAGGCAGCAACUGCAGCUUUUCCACUCAACUUCCGCUAAUGACCUGAAUUAACCGAGAGCUUUUGCACCGAACGUGUUUUUGAACUUGUCACCAGCUACUUCGAACUGUGUCUGAACGGCCGGUUCGAAGGUGUUACUACUUCACACUUUGCAACAUGGCUGCUGCCGCCGCCGCCGCCGCUGCGGGAACAACCGUGCGAAGAAAAGUUUAACACCGACGUUGGGAGAAGUUGGACGCGAGCUGCUGCAUGAGUUGUCGCCCGGAGAAGGAAGCGGUCUCUCCCGGAGCCUGACACCGCCGUCCCGUCCCCCCCGGAGGAGCCGAGUGAGAGCCGCCUCCUCCCGUGUCGUCCCCCCGCCGACAGACAGACAGUCACUGCAGUGGACUUUGUGGUGAAACUGGUUCCUCUUCUUCUUCUCCUUCUCCUUCUUCUUCUCCAUCGUUGAGCUGCUGGGACUCUCCCCAGGAGCUAAAAGACAACAUGCAUUUUUCCAUACCUGAAACAGAGGUUCGUUCGGGAGAAAAUGGAUCGACAUAUGUGGCCUACAACAUCCAUGUCAACGGGGUCCUGCACUGUCGGGUACGCUACAGCCAACUUCUUGGCCUCCACGAACAGAUAAAGAAAGAAUAUGGCAGCAACGUGGUGCCUGCCUUCCCCCCAAAGAAAAUCUUCACACUGACUCCUGCUGAGGUCGAACAGAGACGGGAACAGCUGGAGAAAUACAUGCAGGCUGUGCGUCAGGAUCCGUUGCUUGGAGCCAGUGAGAUGUUUAACAGCUUCUUAAGGAAAGCACAGCAGGAGACGCAGCAGAUUCCCACAGAAGAUGUUGCUCUGGACAUCUGCCUCUCCAACGGUCAGAAGGUCACUGUCAACAUUCUGACCUCAGAUCAGACGGAGGAUGUCCUGGAUGCUGUUGCGACAAAGCUCGACCUUCCGGACGACCUUAUUGGUUAUUUCAGUCUCUUCCUCAUUCGUGAGGGUGUGGAUGGAGGUUUAACAUUUGUGCGGAAGCUGCAGGAGUUUGAGCUGCCUUAUGUAUCCAUCACCAGCUUGCGGAGCUCCGAAUUUCACAUACUCCUACGGAAAAGCUAUUGGGACAUGGCGUACGAUGGUGAUGUGAUGGACAACAGAGUCGGCCUGAAUUUGUUAUACGCCCAGACAGUGUCUGACAUUGAGCGAGGCUGGAUACUCGUCAACAAAGACCAGCACAGGCAGCUCAAAUCACUGCAGGAGAAAGGAUCCAAGAAAGAGUUCAUCCAUCUAGGUCAGACGCUCAAAUAUUAUGGCUACAUCAAGUUUGACCCGUGCGUUACCGACUUCCCCGAGAAGGGCUGCCAAGUCAUCGUCAGCGCCGGCAACAACGAGCUCAACUUCCACGUCAAGCUGCCCAACGAGCAGAUGAAGGAGGGAAGCUUCAAGGUCACGCGCAUGAGGUGUUGGCGAGUCACGUCUUCUCAAGUCCCAAUCGCCAACGGUACAACCAAUCCCUGCAGCUCGGCCAAAUGCGAGGUGAAGCUGGAGCUGGCCUUUGAGUAUCUGAUGAGCAAGGACCGCCUCCAGUGGGUCACCAUCACCAGUCAGCAGGCGAUCAUGAUGAGUAUCUGCCUCCAGUCUAUGGUGGAUGAAUUAAUGGUGAAGAAGUCAGGUGGCAGCAUUAAAAAGAUGCUGAGGAAACGACACAACGGCUCCAUCCACCGAACAGACAGUCAGCAAGCUGUGAAAUCUCCCCCCCUGCUGGAGUCCCCCGACCAGAACCGUGAACAAACCGUCAAACUCUCUACCAAGCUGAGCUCGGUGUCCCUCCGAGGGAUCAGCGCCUCCAACUCGGCAAACGACAUCAGCGGCAACGAUUUCCACGGCAACUACGCUUUUGAGGGAAUCGGGGACGACGACCUGUAACCCCGACCUCCUCAGAUUCUCCCUCUUCCCCUCUUCAUUCCACUGUCAACAACUGGGAUGACAAAGAUUAUGAGCUGAGCUGAGCCGAGCCGAGCGAACCCCACACACACACACACGUGUCCGAUUCUGCAAGAUUGUAGCUUCUUCCUGGAGAAAUCGCUGCCUUAAGCUCUCAUGUAAUCGUCAACAGUGUCCUUUCUUUUUUAUACUUUUAAAAGCUCAUUUUUAAUUUGCAUUCAGGUAAAAAUCAUCCGAAUCAGUUGAAGCGUCGACUGUUUUUUUAUUUAACUCGUGGCAACACACAAUAAAUAGCAUGUAAGGCUACAGGUACUCAAACAGAAAUCGUUUCUGUAUGCUACUGCUUCUGUUUCAGUCACACGGAUCACUGUUUCAUCAACAGUACGUGUGAAGUUCUUCAAUGCAGUUAGAUUCUCGAGGUACCGCGCAAAACUAAUAUAGUCUGAAUUCCAUGAAGAAAACCUGCUACAUCCUGGAUUCUUCCCCCAGCGGCUGCAUGUUCCUGUCUAACCAGAGAGCCAAAUGUUUAGUUAGACCUGGCACUAGUGAUAAAAGAGCAGAGCCCGAUGUGCUGAAAUUGAUCUCAUAACUGCAGAUUACUCAGAGCAACUGCUUGUAUAUGGAUGGAAUGGUUGGCUUGGCUAUAUACCAAAAUGUCAUAUUUUUAUACUGUCAGUGAUCCUCAUGCUCUUCACGUGCCAAGUCUGUAAAUAUCUUAAAGGAGACAUACGAUGCUUUUUCAGUUUCUCUUUCCUCUAGUGUGUUUGUAUAGCUUGGUUGUGUGUGUAAAAAGUUAAAAAGGUCAAAGUCCACAUUCAAGGGAGCUCCUCUGCUCCAGAGCCGACACGGCUCCUGAAGCUCCUGAAGCGUAGGACACAUGUAGGCGUCUGAGGUUUCAUUGGAAGUCACGCAUAUUUGUUUUGAAUGAAGGGAUGUCGAGCGUUGCCGAGCUGCAUUGUAGUUCCGUUGCCAAGCGCUGCGUAUGGCAAAAGUUGAGCAGAGCUGGUUUUCAUGCGGCAAAAGGGGCACCAUCCAGUCCAAUUGUUUUUAAACCAGCACUCAAGAGCUGGUGCUAGCAAAUCGAAUCACGCUGAUGCAAAAGAGUUGGCAGCCGGAUAAUCUGGUUCUGGAUUUAAUGUCCAGCGUACUUCUCUUUAGCAUGUUGUGUGUUUAUGACUAUGUUGUGUGUCCCAAGCAUGAAGCUGUAAUCGGGCCGGCAAAGACAUCAUGUGAGUUUAGUUAAACACUUGGUGUCUGACCAACACUUCCGCCCACAUUCCACUCUUAGCGGCUGGUAACAAAGCCAAGUAAAGAGAGAGCACUGGGUCAGCUGGCCAAUCGGAAUUGACCCGGUGUUAUCAGGAGGGGGGGAGGGGCCUUAAAAACACGGGAGCUAAACCCAAGUUUUUCAGACAGAGGCUGAAAAGAGGAGCUGCUGCAAUGGACAGUUUGAGGAAAGAGUUUUCUGAACAUUUCAAGUAAUAACCCAAAUUUUCAAAUUCUGAAUCUGAGCAGAAUAUGUCUCCUUUAACAAGAUACCGGUGGUAUUUUCAUUUUACGUCGGAGGCACAGUCUCUCAUACUGCCUUCGGAAGUCGUCUGAUGCCUUAACUUUUCCUUUUUUUUUUAUGAUUUUUGCCUCGUGGAUUACCUUGUCAUCCCAAUGCGACGCUGGCUCAAACCUUAAAUAAGCGUCAGCCGGUGUGUCCUAGAAUCUUGCAGAACUUGAUAGAUGGUUGAUUUGGCCGAGCUGCUUGCACUUGCUGAACCCAUCGUUUUUGCACAGUAUUACAGGUGGAGAUGAAUGUUCGAGUGGAAGCUUGAGCGCGACUUAAAACAUUUUGUGGAGUUUUGUUUUCCAAGGGGGCUCAGUAAAUCCAUCUGUGAUUCUUAUUUUUGUUUUGUUUUUAACCAAUUUAAAGGUUUCUCAUUAAUGCCAAAUUAUAGUUUACUAAAGCAUUUUGCACAGAAUAUAAACAAAAAAAUUAUGACAAUGUCACUUUUUAUAUUAUGUACAUGCAAUUAAGUAUUCUGAACAUUUACUAAUAUCUUUAUCAUCUUAGCUUAUUGUAAUCGAAUAGAUCAAAUGUAAUCUAAGCUGUAUAGAACAAAAAGUUUAAGUGGACUAACAUUUAUCGUUGUUUACAUAAUGUUUAGGGGACUUUUUUUUUUUUUUUAGUUCAAAUGGAAAGUGUUUACAAAUUUUGCAUCUGAUUUUCUUUGUCUUGUUCUUGUUGGGCGAGUACCAGUGGAGCAUUGUUAGGGGCUUCAGUUCAUUUGGAAUCUGUACGUACAUUGUGCCAAUCAUCUCAGAGGAUUCACGCUCACGUGAUCACAAUUGCUGGAGUGAGGGAACGUUCAUGGAGGGCGGGCGACCAACACAUCCCGCCGUCAUUCCAUAUUUUUUUUAUAGCAGUUGUUUAAAAAAAAAAAGCUGCGUCUCGGCCUUUGUUGAAGCCUCUAAAUGUAAACCGACGCCCAACCUGUCAGCAGCUUUACCGGUAGCCACAACUGUAAAGAAAAUGUUCUCGAGAAAAAUGUCUUGUUCUCUCAUUGCUGUGCUUCUUCUUCUGUCUUCAGUUGUAUUUUUAUCUAGAGGGACGUGGACACCAGCCGUCUUUUAUUUUCUCACUUCCUGUCGUCACCAAGUACAUGGAAGCCGCAAGGUCCCGGGUGUUUUUAAUGUGUAGGUGCCAAAUUACACGUGGAGUGCAUUAAUGACCAGCGUCACUAUUAAACUCAAUGUCCAACUUUCAUGAAAACUCUAUUGACUUGAUUCAUUCCACUGUUCAUCUUUUUGAUUUGAGUGGUAAGGUCGGGGACAAGUCUGUCCUGUCUGUUUGUCAUGAUGCUAAAAUAAAUUCUGAAAUGAGA